AUGUCAGGCCAAAUUUUAAAUUAUGGUCUGUUAAUUAACAAACGAGGAAUACAACUUGCAGAUUUGCCAAUAUGCAAAUUUGAAAUACAACCUAAAACCAUAGAAAAAUCUCGAAUAAAGUUGAUGUUUUCUACAAAGCAUAUAGAAUCGUUUUUAUUGAACAAUCAUAUUGAUCCUUCAGCAAUCAAUUUUGAAUAUGAUAAAUGGAUUUUCGAUACUGUUUUCGAUGAAAAUUUUUUACCAGAAAAUUUACCAGUUUACAUGGAAAUUUUAUGCUCACGAGCAGAGUUGAUUUUCGAAAAUAAAAAAAUCAAGCCAUCCAAUGAGUUAAAUAAUACAAUGGAGCGGGCUCUGAAUCAUAAAUAUCCAUAUCAAGAAAUAAUAAAAGUAUUUAAAGGCUAUGGAUAUUUUUUGCCUAAAAAGAUCAUUCUUGGUCAUAAAUUAUGUAAAAUGACUUAUUUGGCCGCAAGAGCAGAACCACGUUUUCUUAAAUCAGAAGUGACGGAUUUUAAUGACUUUGCAACACUUGAGCGUAACAUCGUUUUGAAUCAAUGGGAAGAUCUUCUAAAAUUACACAAUUUAGAUACUUCCUUUUUAACAUCAAUUAAUGGUGAGGACGUUACGAUAGAUAAACUACAAGAAUGGGUGGUAUCUUGCUUAAAAAAUGAUCUUAAUUCAUUACAAAUCAUCAGUUGGGAAAAAUUAUGUCCAUUAUAUGAAAUAUUUGAUGAACCGCUUAAACGAAAAAUAAAGUUUAUUCUAGGAUCUGAUGAUAUGUACUACACAAACCCUACGAAUUUACAACAGGUGAAGGAAACGAAAGAACUUGGGGACACAAACCCUGUGGAGUUGCAACAGGUGAAGGAGGCGAAAGAACUUGGGGUCAAAGAAAGAGUGCUUAGUGCAGGAGUAAUUCCAAUCAAUACCUUUACUUACCAAUAUCGUGAAAAAUAUUCUGAUCAUCUGAAUUCCAGUAAUUAUAAAAUUUUUGGAAAACUUAUAACUCAAGAUGGUAAACAAAUCAGUGCAACAAUUAAGUUUCAAUCUAUGAAUAGAUUUGGGUUCACCGUAUUAAUUGAAAAUUGCGAUUUAGCAGAGUUUACGAAUUUGAAAAUAGUUUGGAUGUUGAUUGGAUUACCAUCUGAGAUCGGAUUUUAUAGUCCAGAUACACGAAACAUUCAUAUAUUGGCGUUGGGUAGUUGCUCAUUUGCAUAUGACAAAAUUUUGUCAUUGCAAGUUCCUAAAAAUCUGCCGACAAGCUCAAUUAUAUGUACAAAUCUUACAUCUCUAUUAUUAGAUAAAACGAAUUUAACAAUUAAUAUUCAAGACUAUUGUGAUGAUGAACUUAAUUUAUCAAUGGAUGAGGAUGUUGAAAGCGAAAUAUCCAAAGGAAACAAAGAAACACAAUAUAAGCUCCAAUGGUUGCAAUAG
Messenger RNA from Racocetra persica, 1431 nucleotides. Lineage: Eukaryota; Fungi; Glomeromycota; Glomeromycetes; Diversisporales; Gigasporaceae. The record is from the annotation of a GenBank genome assembly.